Molecule: messenger RNA, 1104 nt
Organism: Pichia membranifaciens NRRL Y-2026
Lineage: Eukaryota; Fungi; Ascomycota; Pichiomycetes; Pichiales; Pichiaceae
Exons: 1
Coding region: 1-1104 (367 amino acids)
Source: RefSeq, a predicted model, not a curated record
AUGAUGAAAGCUUUAACGUACAUGGGCCCCGGUGUCAUCUCAUGGCACUCAAUCCCAAAGCCAAAAAUACUCCAGCCAACAGAUGUCAUUGGAAAAGUUGUUGCUACCACUAUCUGUGGUUCUGACCUCCACAUAUUGAAAGGUGAUGUUCCCGAAACCACUGCAGCAGCAAGUAAAAACCCCGAAAAGGGCCUAGUCCUUGGUCAUGAAGCCAUCAUUGAGGUUGAGAGUGUGGGGAAAGACAUCAAGAAGUUCUCACCAGGUGACAUCUGCAUUGUUUCAUGCAUAACUUCAUGUGGCAGCUGCUACUAUUGCAAGAAAAACCUUCAAUCUCAUUGCAACGGUAACGAAGGGACUUCUGGUUGGAUUUUCGGUCACGAAAUUGACGGCACUCAAUCUGAAUACGUAAGGGUCCCCUUUGGUGACACCUCUUUGUUUAAGGUUCCAAAAGGUGUCUCAUACGACAAACUUUUGAUGCUUUGUGAUGCAAUGCCAACCUCUUAUGAAAUCGGCGUUUUGGCUGGAGGUGUGAAACAGGGCGAUUCAGUUGCAAUUGUUGGUUUAGGCCCUGUUGGCCUAUCUGCAUUGCUCUCUGCAAAGACUCUAAGGCCAGCUCAAAUCAUUGCUAUUGACAUGGAUGAUGAAAGACUAGAGUUGGCCAAGCAGUUUGGAGCAACUCAUACUAUUAAUACGGGAAAACUUACCACCCAAGCUUUGACAAGCGAAGUUUUGCAGCUUACCUCCAACCUAUCUCCCGGCAGAGAACAAGGUGUUGACGUUGCCAUUGAAUGUGUUGGUAUUCCUGCAACCUUUGAACUGUGCGAAGAUUUGAUAGCUUCAGGCGGUUCCAUUGCAAAUGUCGGUGUCCAUGGUAAAAGCGUCGAGUUGAAGCUACAGAAUCUCUGGAUCAAAAACUGUAAAAUCACCACUGGCUUGGUUUCUGCUAAUACUACCGAGGAGUUGCUCGAAAAAGUGGUCGAUGGCACCUUAGAUCCAAGCUUGAUCAUCACCCAUCAUUUCAAGCUCGACGAAAUCGAAAAAGCAUAUGAAGUCUUCAAGGAUGCAAAAACUACGAAGGCUAUGAAAAUAGUUUUGACACCAUGA